Exophiala bonariae is the source of this 1266-nucleotide messenger RNA. RefSeq lists its product as uncharacterized. The record is from RefSeq and is a predicted model, not a curated record. NCBI's taxonomy places the organism in Eukaryota, Fungi, Ascomycota, Eurotiomycetes, Chaetothyriales, Herpotrichiellaceae. Gene Ontology annotation, cellular component: intracellular anatomical structure. Gene Ontology annotation, molecular function: NADPH dehydrogenase activity; FMN binding; NADP binding. The transcript has a single exon. The coding region runs from base 1 to 1266 and encodes 421 amino acids.
AUGGGUUCUAUCACAGAGCAUCCCCUCAUCAUCAACAAGCCUGCUGAGGGCAUCUCAUACUUCACACCAGCACAGGUUCCACCAUCGGGGACAGCCAAAAACCCUCAAUCCUCUGGUCAUGCCGUCCCCAAAUUAUUUCAACCUCUCACCAUCCGAGGCGUCACCUUUCAGAAUCGUGUCUUCGUCUCUCCCAUGUGUCAAUACUCUGCUCAGGAUGGUCAUAUGACGGAAUGGCACGUCACACACAUAGGGGGCAUCGUGCAGCGCGGUCCUGGUCUCACCAUUCUCGAAGCAACCUCGGUCACCCCAGAGGGAAGAAUCACCCCUGAAGACAGUGGUCUCUGGAAAGACAGCCAGAAGGAGCCUCUGCGGAGAAUCGUCGAGUUUGCCCACAGCCAGGGUCAGAAGAUUGGUAUCCAGAUCGGUCAUGCUGGACGAAAGGCUAGCACUGUCGCUCCCUGGCUGAGUAUGGGAAAUGUUGCCUUGGAAGAAGCCAACGGAUGGCCAGACGAGACUGUUGCCCCAAGUGCCAUUGCCUUCCAACCAACAUACACCAACCCCAAAGAAUUGACCAUCGAGGGCAUUCAACAAAUCAAAGAUGCGUUUGUCGCCACGGCAAAGAGAGCCAUUGACGUCGGAUUUGAUGUCAUUGAACUCCAUGGUGCCCACGGGUACCUGAUGCACGAAUUCUUGAGCCCAGUCAGCAACAAACGAACCGAUCAAUACGGUGGCUCAUUUGAAAACAGAACUCGCUUCAUCCGGGAAACCACAGAAGCAGUUCGAGCAGCCAUCCCCAAAGACACGCCACUAUUCUUCCGCAUCAGCGCCGACGACUGGCUAUCAGGACAAGAAGACUUCCCCGAAAGCUGGACCGUCGACGACACCGUCAAGCUGGCACCGAUCCUACAAGAGCUAGGCGUUGAUCUAUUGGAUGUUAGCUCAGGUGGAAUCCAUCCGGCGCAGAAAAUCAAGGGCGGACCAGGCUACCAAGUCCCCUUUGCCAAAGCCGUCAAGGACAAAGUCGGUGACUCUCUCGCCGUCACGGCAGUCGGCUCCAUCAGCGAAGGCAAACAAGCAUCCGAGAUCGUCGACCUUGCAGGUCUGGAUGCGGUGUUCGUUGGGCGUUAUUUCCAGAAGAACCCGGGCCUGAUCUGGACGUUUGCUGAAGACCUCAAUGUCGAGAUUCACGUGGCACAUCAGAUCUCGUGGGGUUUCGGUGGGCGUGCCGGUGGGAAGAAUAAGGCACCUCAGAAGUCUGCAAGAUAG